Messenger RNA from Triticum aestivum (bread wheat), 2309 nucleotides. Its product is annotated as phosphoglycerate mutase-like protein 1. Gene Ontology annotation, molecular function: phosphatase activity. NCBI's taxonomy places the organism in Eukaryota, Viridiplantae, Streptophyta, Magnoliopsida, Poales, Poaceae. Bases 900 to 1985 code for a protein of 361 amino acids. Gene Ontology annotation, cellular component: cytoplasm. The record is from RefSeq and is a predicted model, not a curated record. The transcript has 10 exons.
GUCGACCUGUAAAAGCCUGUAUAAUCCUGUAUGUGUAGCAUUACUGGUGAUCCACAUACCACUUGAACCAGCGGUAUGCAAGAUUUCCAUUUUGUAGAUGUUUUCAUGCUCAAUUUGGGACAGUAAUAAUAUAACACUUGUGUUUGUUCUCUGUAACCGGCUGUUCUGUCCCCUUUGAUGAAUGGGAUCAAGCAUAUCAUACGGACGGCCUAGCUAGCUAGAUAAACAAGGCGAUGAAUAAUCAAGAAAGCAACCACCGUACCGGAACGCAAUGCCGUUUUACCUGUGAGAAUGGAAGCUUGUGUGAUUCAGUCUAGUUGCUUUGGCCCGUUGGAACGGACAAGUUUGUUGGUUGGCCCUGACCCGUGAUUGGAUUCUCCGCUGUGGCCAGGCAGGCGGGCCACUUUGUGAGUUGUGAUGCCCGGUGUGGACUGGAUACUCCAAAAAAACAAAAAGAUAUGGUAAUGCGAUUGUAGAUAUUCGGGUAUGGAAAUAUGCAUGGAUAUUCGGUCGGCUGGAGCAUCGGCCUGCGAGCGUUUACUCUACCACUAGCAGCAGUAGUAGUAUCUGGGAAGAGAGCGGUUGCGUGGCGGCGAAAGCGCUGAACGAACACGCACGCUUUUUUGAAGGAAAAUAUCGGAACUGGGAAACGGCGGGGAGAAGGAGAAGCCGGCGGCGAGCGAGCGAACGACAGAGACCGUUCCGAAGUAAAAGGAGGUCGGCAGAGAGGAAGAAAGCGAUCAAGUCCACAGUCUAGGUAGAAGAACAAGUUGGAACCGGCAAGCAAAGCCAGGCAGGCAGGCAGGCGCGCACAAGCAAGAUCCAAUUCCCAUCCGUCGCCGCGUCCUCUACUCUACCAAGCGCAUACGAUACGAGCGAGCCCAUAAAUACGGGACGCCAUGCCGCAUACAUACUCUUCCCUCCCUCCCUCCCGCAUCCCCGCUGCUUCUUUUACCACCGCAGCCGUCUCCUCCCGCUCUCGCCCCCGCCCGCCGCCUCUUUGUCCUCCUCAACCUCAACCUCAACCUCCGCCGCCGCGCUGCGCCUCCUCAUCCUCAGAAAUGGAGGCCAGUUCUAGCACUGCUCUCUACCCUCAGCGCCGCUGCAAAAACAUAUACCUGGUGAGGCAUGCUCAGGGUAUCCAUAAUGUGGAAGGCGAGAAGGAUCAUAGCGCCUACAAGUCGCCUGCGCUAGUUGAUGCUCAUAUCACCCCUUUGGGCUGGAGCCAAGUUGAUUGCCUGCGAGACCAUGUGAGGGAAUGUGGACUAGCGAAAAAGAUUGAGUUGGUUGUUGUUUCCCCUCUAAUGAGGACUAUGCAAACUGCAGUGGGGGUCUUCGGUGGUGACAACUGUACUGAUGGAGCAAGUACAUCACCAUUACUAAUGGUACAAGGCGCUGGACACAGUGGGCGUCAGGCGAUUUCAAGUUUGGACUGCCCGCCGUUUCUCGCAGUUGAGGCCUGCAGGGAGCGCCUGGGUGUUCAUCCCUGUGACAAGAGGAGCAGCAUAACAAAAUACCGUACUCUCUUUCCUGCCAUUGAUUUUUCGCUGAUCGAGAAUGAUGAAGAUGUUCUUUGGGAACCCGAUGUCAGAGAAGCGAUUGACGUUGUUGCUGCCAGGGGCAUGAAGUUCCUUGACUGGUUAUGGACAAGAGAAGAAAAUGAGAUAGCUAUUGUCACCCACAGUAGUUUCUUGGAUUUCACUUUAAACAUGUACAGUAAAGAGUGUCAUCCAACCAUAGCAGAGGAUAUGCGCAAACGAUUUGCAAACUGUGAGCUCCGGUCGAUGGUGUUGGUCGACAGAAGUAAGCUUGGAUCGGAUACCCCUACAUGCGAUUUCCCUGGGAAGAUACCGGCCGGACUUGAUCUGCCUAGUGAUGUCGCGGACAAGAAGCACACUGAAGAAGCUAGCAGUGGGAACCGGGGAGCGGCUGGCUGUCUAGAGCACACGCACAUGAGCUCGCCCACUCGCCUCAUUUCUACCUAACAACGUAGAGUCGAGGGAGGGAACUUCCCCCCUUUUAAUCACAUUUCUCUUGAAGAAUCUAGCAAGAACCGAGACUCUUGACCUCACAAUGGUCGAGUUUCAGUUGCAUGAUUGAUGUUGAAGCAAAGAUAAGAGGCACCUACGGAUAGGAUUUAUCAUCUGUCGCUCUGGAGUAUGAUUAGAACAGUUCAUUAUGUUCGUUAUUUGGUUUAUUGUCGGAACACAUACCCAAAUUCAUGGGAGUAAGGAUGAUUUAUACAUGUAGCCAUCUUGUUAAUCUAUGACAUCAUGUCAGAUAUACUUUCCGGCUGUUGUUCCUUUUCA